Lolium rigidum is the source of this 454-nucleotide messenger RNA. RefSeq lists its product as uncharacterized. The record is from RefSeq and is a predicted model, not a curated record. The transcript is spliced from 2 exons. Lineage: Eukaryota; Viridiplantae; Streptophyta; Magnoliopsida; Poales; Poaceae. Bases 21 to 395 code for a protein of 124 amino acids.
UAGACAUUAACUCCGCAGAGAUGAAUGCAGUUACAUGGGCUAUAUUCAAAGAGCUAAAUAAAGUGGAGGAAAACGAAUUCCUCGAUUUCUUUGAAGUACCUCAGUUCUUUGUGACGAGGUUGAAUGAAUCUUCUCUUACUCGUUUGCUCAUUCCAUUUGAUGUUGCACGUGGAUACUAUAGGCCGAGAGAAGGUGCUGCUAUUUUUUAUAGCAGAUCUAUUAAUGGACAAAUGGUUGGGGCUUAUACAAUCUACAAGGGGCAGCAUAUUGAGUUUGUAGAUGGAUGGAAUGCGUUCUGUGUAGCAGCUCAUCUUGUGAUAGGUUCAUUAGUAUGUCUGAAGAUUGAGUUCAGGGAUUUGUGCAUCAGGCUUGAGAUUGAAGAUAUCACAUUAUAAGAUAUGCAUAUGGAUGAAUCCUCAUAGAAUGAAAGGAGAAAUUGUAAUUCAUCUUUGUA